Molecule: messenger RNA, 1581 nt
Organism: Candidozyma auris
Lineage: Eukaryota; Fungi; Ascomycota; Pichiomycetes; Serinales; Metschnikowiaceae
Gene: FCY24
Product: Fcy24p
Exons: 1
Coding region: 1-1581 (526 amino acids)
Biological process (GO): transmembrane transport
Cellular component (GO): plasma membrane; fungal-type vacuole membrane
Molecular function (GO): transmembrane transporter activity
Source: RefSeq, a predicted model, not a curated record
AUGUCAGCAGAGAAAAAGUCGCUUUAUAGCGACUACGAAGAAGUGCCCGAGAAGCCCUAUGUGGUGCAAAACUCCAAGUACCUUCUGUGGAUGUACAAGCUCGAUAAUCUCGGGGUUGAGAUCCGGGGCAUAGAAAGAGUCACUCUGGACGAGAGGGCUACAAACAGCAAGUGGAAGCUGUUUAUGCAAGUGAUUGGUCUCUGGUUCGCAGCAUGUGGCGGUGUUACGACGAUGUCGUCAUUUUUUUUGCCCACUUUGGCGUACUACUUGGACAUGAAGUCGUCUCUCAUAGCUGCCCUUAUUGGUGUAAAUGUGGGUAACCUUGUUCCCGCCUACACUUCCACGAUGGGACCGCAGUCCGGGUGCCGUCAAAUGGUCACUGCCAGGUUCCUCUUUGGACAGUGGUUUGUUAAGGUUAUUGCCAUCAUAGUCAUUAUUGGAGGUAUUGGCUGGUCGGUGAUCAAUUGUGUUGCUGGUGGGCAGCUUAUACUGGCGAUCAGCAACGCAGGUCUCGAAGUGGGUAUUGUGGUUAUCAUGAUUGUCAGCUGGAUCAUUGGCGUGUUUGGCAUUCGGGUACUUCUCAAGUUCCAGACGACGUUGGCGAUCCCCACAAACGUAGCAAUUCUUCUAUUCUACAUAGUGGUUUGUAAAAAGACAAGCCACAUUGCAGACACAAACCAGGCUAUCGGAGACAUGAACAUGGAUCUGCAGACGAACGCAGGCCACUGGCUUUCGGUGUUUGCUCUUGCGUACUCAGUGACAUCAACAUGGGGACUGGGCGCUGCUGAUUACUAUAUCCUCUUCCCCGAAGGAACACCCGACUGGCAAGUGUUUAUGCUCACGUUUUUGGGGAUUGCCAUCCCUUCAAAUUUUGCUGCUGUGUGCUCAAUAAUAGCAGGCGCCAUCACAUUCACAUACCAUCCGUGGCUUACGAAUUACGAUGCCUACGGUAUUGGCGGUAUCUUUGCUCUGGCAUUCGAGCCUUGGCACGGGUUUGGGAAGUUUGUUGUAGUCGUAUUGUACAUCUCCCUCAUGUGCAACAACAUCAUGAACACUUACUCAUGUGCCUUGGAGUUCCAGCUCAUCGACACGAGAUUGGCAUAUGUGCCUCGGUGGGUUUGGGUUACUGUUGUGGCGGUCAUUUAUCUCGUGCUUGCCUUGGCUGGCAAAGAGCAUCUCAACAACAUCUUGAGCAACUUCUUGCCAAUGCUUGGAUACUGGAUCACAAUGUACAUAACAUUGCUUUUGGAGGAGAAUUUGAUUUUUAGGUCUACGCAAGCAGCGAGGCGCCUUCACUACAACGAAUUCGACGUUGAAGGUGGAGAAAAGAUAACGAUGUUGUACAAUUGGGCGAAUUGGAACAGGCCAAACAGAAGAAGCAUAGGUCUUGCUGCCACGUUUGCCUUUUUGUGUGGUGUAGCAGGCGCCGUGCUUGGAAUGAACCAGGUGUACUACGUUGGUGUUUUGGCAGAAAAGAUUGGCCAUGAUGGGGCAGACAUUGGUAUGUGGUUAUGCAUUGGUUUCACGGGCUUGACAUACCCACCAAUGCGGUAUUUCGAGUUGAAGAAGUUCGGCCGCUGA